AUGGGUCUUCCAGCUCCUCAAGGUUCACCUCCUGAAGGGUCUCCCAAAAUGACUGCUGGCACUCCCAUCGUCAAUGGCACAUCCAAUGGUGUUGCUACAAACCCGAAUAACCCCAAUGAGCACAUCAAACGCUUCGAAGCACCCUCGAGAACUCUCAGUCCGCUUAAGCACGCUCUAUUUCACAACAAAACAAGAUGUUUCGUCUACGGCAUGCAACCCCGAGCUGUGCAAGGAAUGCUCGACUUCGACUUCAUUUGCAAGCGUAGUACUCCUUCGGUAGCAGGUAUCAUCUAUACUUUUGGUGGUCAAUUCGUCAGCAAGAUGUACUGGGGUACCAGCGAGACUCUCCUGCCUGUUUACCAGGACGUGAACAAGGCAAUGGCCAAGCACCCUGAUGUUGAUACCGUCGUCAACUUUGCUUCAUCGCGAUCAGUUUACAGCUCUACCAUGGAGUUGAUGCAGCUUCCUCAGAUCAGGUCAAUUGCCAUCAUCGCCGAAGGUGUACCAGAACGACGAGCUCGCGAGAUCAUGGUAGCAGCCAAGGAGAAGGGCGUUACAAUAAUUGGUCCUGCCACUGUCGGAGGUAUCAAGCCUGGUGCAUACAAAAUCGGCAACACGGGUGGGAUGAUGGACAACAUCGUUGCAUCCAAACUUUACCGGAAGGGUUCUGUUGGCUACGUCUCCAAAUCCGGUGGUAUGUCCAAUGAACUGAACAACAUCAUCUCGUCCAACACCGAUGGUGUAUACGAGGGCGUUGCGAUUGGUGGUGACAGAUACCCGGGAACCUCGUUCAUUGACCAUCUUCUACGAUAUCAAGCAGAGCCAGAAUGCAAGAUUUUGCUACUGCUGGGUGAGGUUGGUGGUGUUGAGGAAUACCGAGUGAUCGAGGCCGUGAAGAAGGGCACAAUCACAAAACCAAUUGUGGCUUGGGCGAUUGGCACCUGCGCAGGCAUGUUCAAGACUGAGGUUCAAUUUGGUCACGCCGGUGCUUCUGCCAACUCACAGCUUGAAACUGCAAACAUGAAGAACCAAUCGAUGAAGGAGGCAGGAUUCUUCGUUCCCGACACAUUCGAGGAUAUGCCUGCUGUUUUGGCCUCAGUUUACCAAAGUCUGGUUAAACAAGGCAGCAUAAAGCCUUCCCCGGAGCCAGUCCCCCCCAAGAUCCCUAUCGACUACUCCUGGGCCCAGGAACUUGGUCUCAUCCGAAAGCCAGCCGCCUUUAUUUCCACCAUCUCCGAUGAUCGUGGACAAGAAUUGUUGUACGCCGGCAUGCCCAUCUCGGAUGUCUUCCGAGAGGACAUCGGCAUUGGUGGUGUGAUGUCGCUUCUAUGGUUCCGUCGCCGUCUACCGCUCUAUGCUAGUAAAUUCUUGGAGAUGGUCCUCAUGUUGACUGCUGAUCACGGUCCGGCCGUCUCUGGCGCUAUGAACACUAUCAUCACCACGCGUGCCGGCAAGGACUUGAUCUCUUCGCUGGUUGCCGGUCUCUUGACCAUUGGCUCAAGAUUCGGCGGUGCCCUGGACGGUGCGGCUGAUGAGUUUACGAAGGCUUUUGACAAGGGUCUCAGCCCAAGAGAAUUUGUUGACACCAUGAGAAAAGAAAAUAAGCUCAUUCCGGGUAUCGGUCACCGUGUCAAGUCGCGAUCCAACCCCGAUCUCCGUGUCGAGCUUGUCAAAGAAUUUGUCAUGAAGAACUUUGCCUCGCACAAACUCCUCGACUACGCUAUCGCCGUUGAGACGGUCACCACCUCCAAGAAGGACAAUCUCAUCCUCAACGUCGAUGGUUGUGUCGCCGUCUGCUUCGUCGAUCUCCUCCGUAACUGUGGCGCCUUUUCUCCGGAAGAAGCUGAGGACUACCUGAACAUGGGUGUCCUCAACGGACUUUUCGUUCUCGGGCGCAGCAUCGGCUUGAUUGCUCAUUUCCUUGACCAGAAGAGACUGCGGACCGGCCUGUACCGACAUCCUUGGGAUGACAUCACCUACCUACUUCCAACUUUGGGUAAGGGUGGACCGGGUAACGAGGGCAGAGUUGAGGUCAGCUUGUAG
Molecule: messenger RNA, 2043 nt
Organism: Endocarpon pusillum Z07020
Lineage: Eukaryota; Fungi; Ascomycota; Eurotiomycetes; Verrucariales; Verrucariaceae
Product: ATP-citrate synthase subunit 1
Exons: 4
Coding region: 1-2043 (680 amino acids)
Biological process (GO): tricarboxylic acid cycle; acetyl-CoA biosynthetic process; fatty acid biosynthetic process
Cellular component (GO): cytosol
Molecular function (GO): ATP citrate synthase activity
Source: RefSeq, a predicted model, not a curated record